CAGUUCUAAACCGAAAGCUAACAUUUUAUUUAUAGAACCAAACUCACCAAAAGCACAAUUUUUUCCUCACUAAAUUAGUGUAAGAAUUCUUCAUCACUAAGAAAUUUGCAACUUUCUUGCAUUGUACCGAGAAAUCUCAUUUGGUUUUUUACUGUUUGCUGAGUUCACACCCGGUUUAUUACCAAGUUACUCCCGAUUUGUCCAAUGGAGAGAGGAGAAUAUAGAGGCGGAGGAAGAGGUGGUCAUGGUGGUAGGAACAGUGGUGGUAGAAGAGGAGGAUAUGGAGGAAGAAGAGAUGGUGGUCGUAGUGGUGGGUAUGAUGGUGGACGUGGUGGCUCAGACGGUGGUCGUGGGGGGUAUGGCGGGGGUCGUGGUGGCGCAGACGGGGGUCGUGGUGGCACAGACGGUGGUCGUGGAGGGUAUGAAGAGGGUCGUGGGGGCACAGAUGGUGGUCGUGGUGGGUAUCCACGUCAGCACUGGAGACCAAACAAUCAAGGUGAUGGUGGUACACCUGGUCAAAGUGUUGGUGGAGUGUGGGCAGCAAGGGGUGGGCAUGGUACGCCUGGUCAAAGUGUUGGUGGAGUGUGGGCAACAAGGGGAGGGCGUGGUGGUGGUGGUGGUAUACCUGGUCAAAGUGGUGGUGGAGUGUGGGGUGGGCAUAGUGGUGGUGGUGGUGGUGGUGGUAUACCUGCUCAAAGUGUUGGAGUGUGGGCUACGAAGGGUGUUAGUGGCGGUGGUGGUGGGUCACAAUCAGAGCGGCAUGGAGGCGGUCCACCCAAUCAAAGUAGUGAAACGGGGCCUAAAAGGGGUUGUGAAGUUGGUCGUGGCGGUGGUGAAGAAAGAGGCAGGGAUCUGUUGUCAGAAACUAAGGGAGGAAAGGGACCCUCAAGGGAUGGCAAUGUGGGUCCAUCUAGAAAUUCUAACGAUGAUCUUGUCCCAACUCCUAACAUGCCAAAAGUUUUGGCUUCUUCCUCUUCGGACAUUGCUAAUAGGGUUAGUCCAGUUCAACGACCAGAUACAGGUGGCCAGCUGGCGGUCCGAACCCCUAGGCUUCUUGUUAAUCACUUUCCUGUUAAGUUCAGUCCUAAGAGUAUCAUAAGGCAUUAUGAUGUUGAUAUCAAACAAGAAGUGCCUCCCAAGCAUGGCCGGCCUGGGAAAAUUUCAAAGUCCAUCCUGACAAUGAUCAGGGAUAAGUUAUUUACUGAUGAUCCCUCACGGUUUCCUUUAGGUAAGACUGCCUAUGAUAGGGAGAAGAACAUUUUCAGUGCAGUUCCCUUGCCCACAGGAACAUUUAGAGUGGAGGUCUCUGAGGCAGAAGAUGCGAAACCACGGUCUUACUUGUUUACCAUAAAGCUUGUGAAUGAACUUCAGCUGCGCAAGCUGAAGGAUUACUUGGAUGGGACACUUCGUUCAGUACCUCGUGACAUAUUGCAAGGGAUGGAUGUGGUGGUGAAAGAGCACCCAGCUAGGACGAUGAUCUCUGUUGGUCGUGGCUUCCAUUCUGUUAGAGCUCACCAAGAUAACCUUGGGUAUGGAAUCAUAGCAUCUAAAGGUUGUCAACAUAGCCUCAAGCCGACCUCCCAGGGCCUAGCUUUAUGCUUGGAUUAUUCUGUUCUGUCAUUUCACGAGCCAGUUUCUGUGAUAGAUUUCUUGACAAAACAUAUUUCUGGGUUUAAUUUAAAUAAUUUUGGAAGAUGUAGGAGAGGUGUGGAAAUGGCAUUGAAAGGACUCAAAGUUAGAGUGACUCACCGUGUCACCAAACAAAAAUAUGUUAUUGUUGGGUUGACGAGAGAUGACACACGAGAUAUUACAUUUUCUCAAGAAGAUCCAGAUGGCAAGGCUUCACAGAAUGUUAGGCUUGUUGAUUAUUUCAGGCAAAAAUAUGGCAGUGAUAUAGUGCAUCAAGAUAUCCCUUGCCUAGAAAUGAAAAGCAACAUGAGAAACUAUGUACCGAUGGAGUACUGUGUCUUGGUUGAAGGGCAAGUAUUUCCAAAAGAGCAUCUGCAGAAAGACGAAGCCCAGAUGUUGAAGGACAUCUCACUAGCCAAGGCCAAGGAUAGACAGAAAACAAUAUGCAGUAUGGUACGGGAUGGAGAUGGACCUUUUGGUGGAGAGAUUAUCCGAAAUUUUGGAAUGGAAGUCAGCAUGGAUAUGACCCUGGUGGUAGGUCGUGUGAUCAGGCCACCUGAAUUGAAGUUAGGUGCUCCAGAUGGAAGGGUGAUGAAAAUAGCUGUUGACGAGAAGUGUCAAUGGAAUCUUGUUGGAAAAGGUGUGGUGGAAGGGAAACCAAUUGAGCGAUGGGCUGUUCUUGACUUCAGCUCUGAUGAUUAUAAAUGUCGAUUCAAUCCUGACCGUUUCAUCCCAAAGCUUAUUGCUCGGUGCCUGAAACUGGGGAUUCGCAUGGAAGAGCCUCUCUUUUAUCAACCUACUAGCAUGCAGUUGUUCUCUAAUGUUGGUAUGCUUCGUGAACUCCUUGAAAGAGUCAAUGACCGGGCUCAAAAAAUCUGUAGAGGCCAGUUGCAGUUUCUUCUCUGUGUCAUGUCAAAGAAGGAUCCUGGUUACAAGUAUCUCAAAUGGAUUUCUGAAACCAAAGUUGGUAUUGUGACACAAUGCUGUCUGUCUCAUUCUGCAAAUAAAUUAAAUGAUCAGUACCUUGCCAAUAUUGGUCUCAAGAUUAAUGCUAAGCUUGGAGGAAGCAAUGCAGAGCUCAGCGACAGACUUCCACACUUUGGGGAUGAAAACCACAUCAUGUUUAUCGGGGCUGAUGUCAACCAUCCUGCUGCUCGAAACACAACAAGUCCAUCCAUUGCUGCUGUUGUUGGUACUACAAAUUGGCCAGCUGCAAAUCGCUAUGCAGCUCGAGUUCGUCCUCAGGACCAUCGUUGUGAGAAGAUUCUGAAUUUUGGUGAUAUGUGUUUGGAGCUUGUUGAAUUUUAUUCUCGGCUUAAUAAAGCAAAACCUGAGAAGAUUGUGAUAUUCCGGGAUGGGGUCAGUGAGGGCCAGUUUGAUAUGGUUCUCAAUGACGAGUUAAUGGACAUCAAGAGGGCUUUUAGGUCAAUCAUGUACACCCCAACCAUCACACUCAUUGUUGCUCAGAAGCGGCACCAGACUCGUCUUUUUCUUGAGGAUGGGGGGCGUAUAGGCAAUGUGUCUCCGGGCACAGUUGUGGACACAAAAAUUGUCCAUCCUUUCGAGUAUGAUUUUUACCUCUGCAGCCACUAUGGAAGCCUCGGGACAAGCAAGCCCACACAUUACCAUGUUCUAUGGGAUGAGCAUGGCCUCAGUUCUGAUCAGUUGCAGAAGCUCAUAUAUGACAUGUGCUUUACAUUUGCUCGUUGCACAAAACCUGUGUCGUUAGUUCCACCAGUCUACUAUGCUGACCUUGUUGCUUAUAGAGGAAGGCUCUACCAUGAGGCAGUAAUGGAAGGGCAGUCUCCAUCUUCUGUAUCAUCUUCAUCAUCUUCUAGGACUUCGUCAUCUCUGUCAGUGGGAGCUUCGAUGGAAGAGAGGUUCUGUAUGCUGCAUGCGGACCUGGAAAACAUCAUGUAUUUUGUUUGAAAAUCUGUUGGCCGGUCUCCAUCACUUCAGGCAGUGAAAGAGAUUGCCUUUGAAAAACUAUCGGCAAGUUCCCAUCUAUUCUGGCAGUGAAGGAGAUCACCACCUCAUCUCUUUUUGAAAUGAUGUUACGCAAACUCGCUCCUUUUCUAAGCAAAUAAAAAAUUAGUGAAGGAGUUUGUGCGUGAAUCUAACUAGUCACAAAUUCUUCUGUAUCUACCAUGGUUGCAGAUCAUGGGAAUCUGAGGAAUGGCAUGUCUUUUAGGUUUGUUUUCUGUUUGGAUGGCUGUUUUCUUUGUGUUUCUUGGUUUCUAUUACUAAGCCUCGUGUGUUUUAAAACGUUUAAAUGGCGUUAUGCUUGUUGACAUUGUUGGUUUUGAAUUUAAAACUAUGUUUCUUUUGAUGUUGUUAAUAUGCCUUGUGAUUCAUCGUUUGUAUCUUAUCAGCUA
Molecule: messenger RNA, 4004 nt
Organism: Populus euphratica (Euphrates poplar)
Lineage: Eukaryota; Viridiplantae; Streptophyta; Magnoliopsida; Malpighiales; Salicaceae
Product: protein argonaute 2-like
Exons: 3
Coding region: 205-3558 (1117 amino acids)
Molecular function (GO): protein binding; RNA binding
Source: RefSeq, a predicted model, not a curated record